Molecule: messenger RNA, 2613 nt
Organism: Pantherophis guttatus
Lineage: Eukaryota; Metazoa; Chordata; Lepidosauria; Squamata; Colubridae
Source: RefSeq, a predicted model, not a curated record
CACGAUGGGUCACGAUGGAGUAACUAAAUUGUUCCUAUUAUUUGUGUUUCUACUUGGAGAAGCAGCAUAUUAUAGUGGUUAAGGCACUGGACUGGGUGCAGGUGAACCCGGGUUCUGCUGCUGCUUAGGCAGGGAAACCAGCUGGGUGACUUUGAGCCACUCGCCCUCUGCCCUCUUCCGUUUAGCCUGAGAAAAGUCCUCCUCAGGUGAACCUUGAAAGCCAUGCCAGGUCAGUGCAACGGCAAGCAGACCCCCAAUCACACAGCUCAGAAAAACAGCCACAUCAUCUUCUCCACUUGACCUGAAGUUACAUGCAAAGUUGGAUGUUUCAAGGCAUUUGGAGGCAAAAGGCGGUUGAUGCCAACAGGUACAGCAGUCCUCAAUUUACAACAGUUCAUUUAGUGACCAUUCAAAGUUACAAUGUCACUGAAAAAAGUGACCAUUUUUCACACGACCGCUGCAGUAGGUCGUGAUCAGAAUUCAGAUGCUUGGUCACUGGCAUGUAUUUAUGAUGGUUGCUGUGUCCCGGGAUCAUGUGAUCCCCUUUUGUGACCUUCUGACAAGCAAAAUCAAUGGGAAAGCCAGAUUCACUUAACGACCAUGUUACUAACUUAACAACUGCAGUGAUUCACUUAACUCUGGCAAGAAAAGGCAUUAAAUGGGGCAAAAUUCAUUUAACAACUAUCUCACUUAGCAACAGAAAUGUUGGGUCCAGUUAUGGUCGUACGUCAAGAACUACCUGUACUUUUCACUCAGCUGCUGCCUCCUGCCAUGGGCUUCCACCCACUGAAGGGCUGCAGUGGCUGAACAGGCACCCGGGGGCGGGGAAUGUUGGAGUUUUGCAGACCUUUCAAUUGACAAAACUGAGGAAUCUCAGUUUUAACUCACUUUAACAGCAGGCUAAGCUUGGUUAGCAUUAACCUAGUUGAAAUUUUUUAGUGUAUCACGUGACCCCAGAAAACCAGGUGAGUAUAGCAGCCAGAUUAGCUGUGCUACUAAAAACAUAAUUUAAACUGAUGGCUCGAGAGGAAUUCACUUUAAGGAGAGCAGAGACCCCCAAAUGCUUCAGUAAAGCCACAAUUUCUAUUGCUGAUUUCCCAUUUCUUGUGGGAAGGGGAUUGAGCCAUGCACGUGGCUCAAUGUCUCUGGCAGCAGAAGGGCCCACAUUGGCUACUGCUGCCACAUCCAUUGGGCUCCAUCCCACCCUGGAUAAGGAGGGAUGUCAAGCCCCCAAACCCCUCACACCAUGAGAGCAGCCACAGCCUACCUAAGGGCUGCCCACCCGGUGGCUCGGGCAAAGGCCUGGCCUGGUUGGCUAUGGGGCCGCUUGUUCCGUCAGCCAAUCAGAUGCCUGAGGUUUCCGUUGGUUCCACCCACUUGUGGCUGGUCCUCGCAAUGGUGUUGGAGCUGUACCUGGACCUGCUUUCCCAGCCUUGCAGGGCAGUCUACAUCUUUGCCAAAAAGAACAACAUCCCUUUCAUGAUGAAGCCUGUUGAGAUGCUGAAAGGGCAACACUUCACUGAGGAAUUUAACAAGGUGAACAUCCUAAGAAAAGUGCCUGUCCUGAAGGAUGGAGAUUUCAUCCUAGAAGAGAGCACAGCCAUCCUUCUCUACCUGACCCGGAAAUACAACACUCCCAGCUACUGGUACCCACCCGAUAUGAAAAAGCGAGCCCGUGUGGACGAGUACCUGGCCUGGCAGAUCAGCACCAUUCGGGCGGGCACAUCCAAAAUCCUCUGGCUCAAGGUGGUGAUCCCGCUCUUUGUGGGCCAUCAAGUGUCCCCAGAGAAGCUCUAUGAAGCAAUGGAGGAAUUGAACCUCGCCAUCCAGAAGCUGGAGGACAAGUUCCUGCAGGAUAAGCCGUUCCUCAUUGGCCCAGAGAUCUCCCUGGCCGACCUGGUGGCCAUCGUGGAGCUGAUGCAAGUAAGCCCCCCCCGCCCCAACAGCCAACCUCCGAAACUCGGGGUCUUCCAAAGCAGACCCCUGCCAACUGCUGUGCCUCCUCUAGCCCUUGGGAGCCGGCUGCGACAUCCUCGAGGGUCGCCCCAAACUCCAGGAGUGGCGCAAAAGGGUGGAGCUGACAUUAGGGAAGGACCUCUUCAUGGAAGCCCACAACCGGAUCCUGAACCCCCAGGAACUGAAGAGCAUCAUCAUUGACCCACCCUUGAAAGCACAGAUGAAGCCCCUGCUCUUGAAGAUGCUGAAAUAAAUAUGGAAAUAUAUCAAUAGGGCUUUCCCUCUCCUUGCAUCCUCCUCCCCACCCUGUAGCCCUAGUUUCAGGUUUGGCUUCCAAUGAUCCUUGCUCCAAGCCCCUUUCCUUAUUGCCUGGCUCACUUCAGCCAGGGAAGGCACUGGAAUAAUUCCAGUUGGCAUAAGCAUAUUGCCAUCUUCGAGGCGGGCUACUGAGCAACUCCCCUCCCCCCCGCUACCCUGUGCAAGUCCAGAUUCUGAAUGAAGGCUGCAACACAGGUUCAGAAGGAAACAAGUACUUUUUCCAACAAUGGAUAAAUGUUAGAACUGCAGAUUAUUCAUCUUCAAUUGUCCUUGUUCACAAUUCUUUAGGAAGUGUAUAUUGUAAAAGCAUAAUAAAGAAUAAAAUCCAGUGAUAAGAUA